AUGGAAAUCUAUCCUGAUGUAUUACAAUUACGUUAUCAAUUAGAAACUAAUCUAUUAAUGCGUAUACCUGCUAGUGAAUAUCUUGUUAUAUUACUCGAUUCAAUCGAUCAACUCGAACCGGAUGCAUAUAUGAUUUUAUCGUCAAAUGAUACAGAACAUUUACUUGUUACUGUACCACCAUUUGAAGUAUCAACAGUCGAAAUUGUCUAUAAUGAUUGGCUUGCAAUGAAAAAACGUUCAUUAAGUGAUGAACAACGUUUAUUUAUUCGUGAUUUAAUGGAAGAACGUAAUGAAAUUCUACCUCUAUAUAUGAAACUUGUUUUUGAUAUUAUCUUAACAUGGCAUUCGUAUGAUUCAAUCAAUAUUGAAUUAAAAAAAUUAAGAAAUGUCGAUGAUUGUAUUCGUUAUCUAUUUAAUCAUUUGGAAAAAGUUCAUAAUCGUCUUUUAUUCAUUCGGGCUAUAUGUUAUAUGACAUCAUGUCGUAAUUGUAUCAGUCAAAAUGAACUUGAAGAUGUACUUUCACUUGAUGAUGAGGUUCUUGAAAGUGUUUUUCAACAUUAUAUACCACCUGUUCGACGUUUACCUGGCAUUUUAUGGACAAGAAUUCGAAAUGAUUUAGAUGAAUAUAUUACAGAAAAAAGAAGCUGA
Messenger RNA from Rotaria sp. Silwood2, 648 nucleotides. The record is from the annotation of a GenBank genome assembly. NCBI's taxonomy places the organism in Eukaryota, Metazoa, Rotifera, Eurotatoria, Philodinida, Philodinidae.